AUGCCAAUUCCUAAUGGCUUAACUUGGUCUUUGAGGAAAAUUUGGCAUAAUAGAGAAGUGUUUCUGCAGGCCUAUGGAGUUGAUCAGUUUGUGCAGGCUGGAAAAUUUAGAAUUCAGAAAAUGUAUAAGUUUCUUCAUCCAGUUGGAGCUCAGGUGGGAUGGAAGAGAUUGAUCUAUAAUAGCCAUGCUAGUCCAAAGAGUACUUUCAUUAUGUGGCUAGCAGUGCAGAACAGGCUAGCUACAAAAGACAGAUUGAUAAGAUGGCAGCUGAAUAUUGAUGGUACUUGUGGCCUGUGUCAGUUGGAAAGUGAAAGCUUGGAGCACUUGUUCUUCUCUUGUUCUUAUUCUAAGGAGAUUUGGAGACAGGUUCUGCUUUAUCUAGGUGUGACUAGGACUGUGUUGCCUUGGCAUGAUGAAGUACAGAUUGCAGUGAAGAAAAGCAGAAGUAAACAGAAGAAGGCUUGCAAGUAUAGUAUAGCUUUCAUUGAGUCAGUUUACUGUAUCUGGUUGCAAAGAAACUCUAAGAUUGCAGUGAAGGCUUGGAGUCCUAAAGACUUCAUGAGAUCGUACUCGGAGAAUCCUAAAGCCUUCACACUGGCGAGUGGACAGAUGUUCUCUUGA
Spinacia oleracea (spinach) is the source of this 621-nucleotide messenger RNA. RefSeq lists its product as uncharacterized. NCBI's taxonomy places the organism in Eukaryota, Viridiplantae, Streptophyta, Magnoliopsida, Caryophyllales, Amaranthaceae. Bases 1 to 621 code for a protein of 206 amino acids. The transcript is spliced from 2 exons. The record is from RefSeq and is a predicted model, not a curated record.